AUGUUACCGUUGCGUUUGUUGAACAGUGAGCUUGAUGUUGCCAUUCCAGUCCUUGGCUGUCUCUUUAGCAUUGUCUUCUCCGAUCUUCUUUGGGGAGAGACCCAAAGGACUGAUCUUGGGUGGGAGCGAACUGGCCGCACCAACCUUGGUGUCUUCUCCAUUAAUCCUGAGCACAACAAUAGUCUUGUUGGAAUUGUCAAGCCCACUUCACAAACAAAACAAAACAAACGAACGAUCGAUUACUUAAUUCUCAUAUCAUAUGAGUGA
This is a messenger RNA of Prunus armeniaca (apricot), 267 nucleotides long. Lineage: Eukaryota; Viridiplantae; Streptophyta; Magnoliopsida; Rosales; Rosaceae. The record is from the annotation of a GenBank genome assembly.